GAUUACACCUGUGGCUGCCAUCUGCAUAAAACCACAUACCCAGCCACGUCUACAAGAGAGAUGGGGUAUUUAUGAAAAUAUAUUCUAUUCAUUUCUUAAUUGUUUGCUUUUAUGAAUCAUUAAUGGGCGAGAAAGGAGAAACUUAUCGUGUAAGACUUCUCAAGGCUCCUUGUGGGAAUUCAAAAGAAGUGAGCAGGUGGCUGUGCAGACGCAUGAAUCUGCCCUGUGAGAAAGGUCCAGAGGGAAGGUAUGACUUUGAAAGCAUGGCGGAGACAGACAGACGUGCAUUCUCCAAAUUCAAUCCUGCAGCCAAGCAACCAGCUGAAAAUGCGGCUCUGGCCCCUCUGCGUGAUGGUGUGUCUCUAAUAGAUCAUUGCUCUGGUCAACUGAGUACAGGGGCACAGGUGCAUCUGGAGGUAACCAGCAGAACUCCAUUCGUCAAUAGGGUUUAUCCUACGUCUGAUCUGUGGGUUCCGGCAGGUGCACGAGACAGGCCUCAAACUCCACCAACCCGACCUUCAGCUUUGAUAUAUGACAAUUCUGAACACAAGAGGUGGAACUCGAGGAUGAGACCAGAGGCAGCACUGAAAGCAAAACUUGAAGGUUGGACAAAUGCACAGAGCAUUAAACAACCCUCUCAGGACAGCCAUGAAAUAAAUGCGGAUCCGGAUCCAUCUGUUCUUUUUGAUAGCAAAGCAACAGCAGCUCAACAAUAUAUCUACACUUCUGCAACCCAAAGAGGUUAUGAGGAUGUGGCCUGGGACUCGAAGUUGCCUCCUCGUCACGAACCACCCAUAUCUUCUCUGGAAAAAAUGGCUGACCCUGUGAGCCAGUGCUUUGUGCUAAAGCGAUACCAUAGUAGACCUGAGCUUUGGCAGGCCAUUGGAUCCCAUUGGAGCAAACACCAGUUACGUGGCACAUUUAACCCAAAGAAACCCAUUAGCUUCACCAGUUCAUGCCCAAAAUCAGGCCAUAUUCCUUUAUACUGCGGUACAGUGGGCUCUGAGAACAUGGACAAUGUGAACAUCCCAGAAGAAGACUUCACCCCUCUGACAGUUUUGAGGAGCAAAGUACCUCCUCAUACCCUUACCAGCUAUCGAACUACUAUUCCUGGUUACACUGGAAAAGCCCGGUUUGAUAGAGCACAGACUUCAGAGGCCAGUCUGCCUUCUUUGCUUUGUACUCCACAAACAGCAGGGAGCCUUCCUGGCACAUGGAACUCCUCAUUCUAUGGACGCAAAGCUCCACUAUCAAGUAUGAUCACUACUGUCCCUCCAGGAAACCCUUACCUUCAUUCCAAAGCCCCGGUACUUUCCAUGAAAUAACUAAGAGGAAGAGUGUUCUUUUACAAAGAAAAAUAAAUGAUGAAGAAAUAUGGGAAA
Molecule: messenger RNA, 1382 nt
Organism: Danio rerio (zebrafish)
Lineage: Eukaryota; Metazoa; Chordata; Actinopteri; Cypriniformes; Danionidae
Source: RefSeq, a predicted model, not a curated record